Molecule: messenger RNA, 1327 nt
Organism: Drosophila elegans
Lineage: Eukaryota; Metazoa; Arthropoda; Insecta; Diptera; Drosophilidae
Product: serine protease inhibitor 42Dd
Exons: 4
Coding region: 59-1231 (390 amino acids)
Molecular function (GO): serine-type endopeptidase inhibitor activity
Source: RefSeq, a predicted model, not a curated record
UAAAUGACAGGUGGCAGGGCCAUUUCACUUUUAGUCUCGAGGUGUCGACGCAGGCGCAAUGAUCCACUGGCUAAGCACUAUUCUUCUCGGGGUGUUGAUCUCCGCACCGGGUGGCCAUGGAAACACGAUCAAGGAGCGCAAUCUGUUCGCCACCGAGCUCUUCCAAACCCUGGCCACGGAUCGUCAGGAUGAGAACGUGAUCAUAUCGCCGGUGUCCAUCCAGCUGGCCCUGGGUCUGGCCUACUACGGAGCUGAGGGCAGAACGGCCGCGGAACUGCAGAAAACGCUGCACGCCUCCGCCAAGGAGAGCAAGGAUGGCCUGGCCGAGAGCUACCACAACCUGCUCCACUCCUACAUCAAGUCCAAGACCGUGCUGGAGAUCGCCAACAAGGUGUACACCCGGGAAAACCUUAAGGUUUCGGACCACUUCCGCGAGGUGGCCCAAAGGUACUUCGACUCCGAGGUGGAGCCUCUGGACUUCAGCCGCGAAACGGAUGCUGUGGAGCGGAUCAACCGGUGGGUCAAGCAGCAGACGCAGGACAAGAUCGAGCGGGUGGUGGACAGCCUGGAGCCGGACACCAACGUGGCCCUGAUCAACGCCAUCUACUUCAAGGCCCGCUGGGCACGACCCUUCAACGACGAAGAUACCCGGGACCGGGAGUUCUGGCUGAGCGAGCGCCAAUCCGUCCAGGUGCCCACGAUGUUCGCCGACAACUGGUACUACUACGCCGACUAUCCGGAGCUGGACGCCAAGGCCAUCGAGCUGUUCUUCGAGAACAUCAACCUGACCAUGUGGUUCAUCCUGCCCAACCAGCGCUCCGGUCUGCAGGUCUUGGAGCAGAAGCUCAAGGGCGUCGACUUCAAGCUGCUCGAGGAACGCUGGCAGUGGCAGAGUGUCUCCGUCUACCUGCCCAAGUUCAAGUUCGAGUUCGACACGGACCUCCGGCCCACGCUGCACAAGAUGGGAAUCAGUGCCAUGUUCUCGGAUGCAGCCGACUUCAGCAACAUUUUCCAGGACUCGCCCAUUGGCACUCGGAUCACCAAGGUGCAGCACAAGACCUUCAUCGACGUGAACGAGAUCGGCUGCGAGGCGGCUGGCGUCAGUUAUGCUGCUGGGGUGCCCAUGUCUCUGCCCCUGGACCCGAAGACUUUUGUGGCCGAUCAUCCGUUUGUGUUCAUCAUCCGCGAUAAGCACGCCGUCUAUUUCACCGGACAUAUUGUCAAGUUUUAAUAAGCACACCAUUACACAUUCACUCAGAUUAAUCACUUUAAGCUGUAAUCAUUGCAUACACCAAUAAAUGCGGAGAGCCUCCGAAACAAUUUAGAA